Messenger RNA from Eremomyces bilateralis CBS 781.70, 2178 nucleotides. RefSeq lists its product as uncharacterized. Gene Ontology annotation, biological process: protein N-linked glycosylation; cell wall mannoprotein biosynthetic process. The record is from RefSeq and is a predicted model, not a curated record. NCBI's taxonomy places the organism in Eukaryota, Fungi, Ascomycota, Dothideomycetes, Eremomycetales, Eremomycetaceae. Gene Ontology annotation, cellular component: mannan polymerase complex. The transcript is spliced from 5 exons. Bases 489 to 1733 code for a protein of 414 amino acids. Gene Ontology annotation, molecular function: alpha-1,6-mannosyltransferase activity.
GGUUUAUGAACAUGGGACCCUGGUGGUCGUGGUGAAGUCGAGAGUCGAGACAGUUGACUCCAUGCGUUCGCCUUGUCAAGCACAUAUCAAUCACUUCUUCACGGAUGGAUACAUACUCGUACAUGAUCAUCCGUAAUACAUCCAUACGUGGUAUAUCACCGCUGAGUGCAGGAACCGAUGAACGAUGGUGGAUCAGCGCCGAUCGCGUUUCCCUCUUUUCCAGACCAGGGGAUCCUUGAUCAGCCGCUGCACCAAUGACCAAGUCCAACAUCAUCCACAUAACCAGUGAAACCACACGCCUAACACCCUGAUAAGGUCUAGACAAUUGAUAUCCCUUCAAGCUUCAUAGCACCUUAUCCGCCUUCACGUCAAUAGUUUACCAUUUCGACCGCCACAUUCUUCGCGUCAAGUACCGAAUCCGAACCAUCAUUGGCCUAACGUGGAGUCGGCUUGAAUCGCUGUGAGUUGCGACGCGCCGGCUCCCAACCAUGCUUCUCCCGACACAUGGAGGCACUGGAGGGACAUGGAAAGCUGCGAAGAGCCAGCUUCUUCCCACGAGAGCAAUAUGGAGCUGCUUCUCACGCUCGCGAAUCCUCGGAUCUGUCCUUGGGGGGGUGGUAAUAUUUCUGCUAUGGCGUUUCUUCGGUGGACCAUCGAAGGAUAUGUCCAGAUUCUACUGUUCCGGCCCCUCCAAGCCCCCAACGGAGAUGACCGCCCAGGAGCAGGCGAGAUGGGCGUCGCACAUUAAUACUCCGGUCCUAUUCAACUACCACAAGCCCAUCACCGUCAACUCCACCACCAUCGAACCCGUCGACCUGAACCCCGUCACCUCAACCCCACAAGCCGUCUCCAAGGGCGAGCGCGUCCUCAUCCUCACCCCUCUCCGCGAUGCCGCUCGCUUCCUCCCUCGAUACUUCGACCUCCUCUCCGUCCUCACAUACCCCCACCACCUCGCCGACCUAGCGUUCCUGGUGGGCGACUGCACCGACGACACUAUGGGCGUCCUCGCCGCGGAACUGGACCGCAUCCAAUCCAGCCCGCAGGAAGGCAUCCCGUUCCGUAGCGUCUCCAUCGUCCAGAAGGACUUCGGCGGCCCGCGUCUCAGCCAGGCGGUGGACGAUCGGCAUGCGUUCGAGAUCCAGGCGCCGCGGCGGAAGGCCAUGGCGCGCGCACGGAAUUAUCUGCUGUCCGCGUCGCUGCGCCCAGACCAUUCGUGGGUGUACUGGCGCGAUGUCGAUAUUUAUGAUAUUUCGCCGACGAUCAUCGAGGAUUUGGUGUCGCACGAUAAGGAUAUUGUGGUGCCGAAUGUCUGGUUCCAUCGGUACGAGGAGGUGAAUGGAAAACUGACGGACAUUGAAGGGAGAUUCGAUUACAACUCGUGGCAGGAGUCGGCCAAAGGACUGAAACUAGCGGCAGGGCUUGACAAGGAUGUUGUUAUUGCAGAAGGAUAUAAGGAGUUCAGCACAGGUCGGACGCAUAUGACGAAAAUGGGAGAUUGGCGCGACCCCGACCGGCACAAGGAGAUCCCGUUGGACGGGAUCGGGGGCGUCUCGAUCGUGGUGAAAGCCGAUGUGCAUCGCUCAGGAAUCAACUUCCCCUGCUACGCCUUCGAGAACCAGGCCGAGACGGAAGGGUUCGCGAAAAUGGCGAAACGCGCUGGUUACUCCGUGGUUGGGCUGCCGAACUAUAUCGUCUGGCAUAUCGACACCGACGAGAAGCCUGGGAACGCUUGAUCGUCCGUGAUGGUUAGUUUACGAUGGGCAUGUUUGCGAUGCUCACUCAAGGGAUCCAUGUUUAAACGGAAAAUGUCCGGACCUACGGAAGCGUUUUGGGUAUUUUCGUUGCGAUGGCCGUCGUCGCAUCGCAUACACCUGACACCUGAGUCUGGACUAUGAUAAUGAUGGCGUUUCAAUCCUCUUACACGUCCGGCGAAAAUGGCUAUCAUUAACUAUAGAUGGAGAUACCGAUACAGGGAAUUGUACAACAGAUGGAAGUAUGGCCCAAAGAUUUCGAGGCGGGUUGGUCGAGCUCUGGAAAACUUGACGGAGUCAGGGGUGUUUCUGUUCAUUGACUUUUGUUCUUGAACGGGAAGAUGGGACCGACUGGAUGCCUUCCACUAAGUUAAUAGUUUCAUUGGAAUAUCUAUAGUGAUAGACAAACAAAUAUGUUCGAUAAAAG